AUGUCACCGGCAGGUGUGGAUAUUUCUCGUCCUCUCGAACCGCUCCCACAACCCUUUGGAGCAAUCACUGUAAAGAAGAAGGAUACAUCGCCACCAUUGGGAAGGUUGUCUUCCUUUGGCUAUUUCACGGCAGGUGAAAAUGGUGGUAUAUCUGGAGGUUUCUUAGCCUCCCCGAGCAGCGGUAGCGAUGGCGGGGCAGUGUUACGACUUGGGGGAUCGCCAAAGGCCCCCGCACCUGAGCCGCCACCUCACCCACCAGCAGGCAAAGCCCCAGCACCCCCUGAAAGGCAGGACGGGACAGCUCCUUUAGCACCCGUCAACUUCUCGAUACUUGCUUCGACUCGACGUGCAAGGCCAAAUUCUCAACAAAAAUAUGGCCGUUUAUCUCGAAAGUUGAGCGGUAAAAGUAUGGACCGAAGACCCUCAAGCGUAACCAGUAGUCGUCGGCUCUCACUUGCCCCAGGCAAUGGGAAACCGCCCUAUGGUGGACCACCGGGAUAUGGGGUUCCUAAGAGAUCAUGGAGAAAAAGUAUCACAAACCCAGCCCAGUGGGCAGGAGGCGGGCGGGGGUUGAGAGAGAGCGAUGGCUCUUUCGAGACAGUCUCGACAGAGAUAUUCAAUCAAAUAACUCAGAUCGGCCAAGUCAAUCAUCUCGAUCAUCCUAGUAUUAGGUUAGUUGGCGCUGGGUCCGAGGUGAGCGAAGAGCGGGAGCGGUUGGGCUUCGGCCGACCAAAAGGAUCCUCACCAUUCUUCGCAGGCUCGGUAAAUGCCUGGAGGGGGAUCUCGAAGAUGCCGUUGGGUGAUAUGGCUUCACCAAGAGAAGAAGAGCUUGAGGAUCAAGAGAGUCUUAUAGACGACGUUAUACGAGCCAUAAGUCGCGAGCCAAGCCAGACAAGGACUAUCGGUACCUAUUCCUCUAUCAACCUGCCAGAAACACCACUCCGGCGAUAUGAAAGCACCCGCCGCCCCGGGAACGUUGGAGCGUCCUCGUCGUUUUCGAACUUGCGGCAAUACCCGAUGGGAAGUAUGGGGAACGAAAGCGACCCCGGCUUCUCGCACAUGACUGACGAGAGCAGCCGACGAGUCUGGCAUCCGAGUCAGUCUCGGGAAAGUGGGAUAACCGCCCUGAGCCAGGGUACGUCCUCGUAUUAUCAAUACGAGCCAAUUGAAUUUGGGGUUGCCGUGACGUCUGCUGCAGCCAAGGUGGAAGGGUUGAGGAUUUCAGGCAGAAGCUGUGAGAAUGCACGACAUUCUGGAGUCUCCGAAAGGACUGGGGGGGAAGGAGUGCUGCCACGUGCAAAGCUAGUAGAUUUCACCAAGAAGCGGCCUAUUAGUAUCAGCGAGGACAAUAUGGGAGAUGGUAACAUCAAGAGCAGUUUUCCAGGGGAUAUGGCAUUUUUGUAA
Tuber melanosporum (Perigord truffle) is the source of this 1404-nucleotide messenger RNA. RefSeq lists its product as uncharacterized. The record is from RefSeq and is a predicted model, not a curated record. The transcript has a single exon. NCBI's taxonomy places the organism in Eukaryota, Fungi, Ascomycota, Pezizomycetes, Pezizales, Tuberaceae. Bases 1 to 1404 code for a protein of 467 amino acids.